Fusarium keratoplasticum is the source of this 531-nucleotide messenger RNA. RefSeq names its product 2EXR domain-containing protein. The record is from RefSeq and is a predicted model, not a curated record. NCBI's taxonomy places the organism in Eukaryota, Fungi, Ascomycota, Sordariomycetes, Hypocreales, Nectriaceae. The transcript is spliced from 2 exons. The coding region runs from base 1 to 531 and encodes 176 amino acids.
AUGUGGUUGUACGACUACCCCGGCGACUCAUUGCCCGAGGAGGAAAGGAUUUCGGCAAUGGGCUAUUUCCUCAAUGAUGGGUCCCCGAAUUAUUUCACAGUUCUUCCGGAGAUGGAUCUGUUCUUCCUCCAGGCCAACGGCCGAGAGCUAAAUUUACUUCAAUGGCACAGCCUUGAUCAUGGCCAUGAACUUUGGUCACCGCAUAUUGAGUUUGCUGGGCCAAAAGAUGUUGCCAUCGAAUUCGAUCCGGAAUGGUGGGCCAGCGUUGAGAGAGAUGAGCGGGACGAAGAAGGCCUGGUCAAGACCCUAGAUGAGUUCGCUACCACAUCCAUCUUGUCCCGCCAGAUCCACACCAUCUGGACCGAUGUGACAGACAUUCACGACGAUUUUGAGACUGAUUCUGGCUGCCUCGAAUUCUACAAGGCAAUAGGGGAGGCUUCCAGGAAGCUACAGAAGAAUCCUGGCAUUGCUGAUGAGACUCUCUUCUACGGCAGAGCGUAUUUUGGCGUUCUGGCGUGCGAGCUUCUCUGA